Molecule: messenger RNA, 2293 nt
Organism: Colias croceus (clouded yellow)
Lineage: Eukaryota; Metazoa; Arthropoda; Insecta; Lepidoptera; Pieridae
Gene: jim
Product: zinc finger protein 774
Exons: 4
Coding region: 312-2201 (629 amino acids)
Source: RefSeq, a predicted model, not a curated record
ACCGCGGUAGUAUAGCGGCGCGAUUUGUGCAACAAAAUUGUGUUUUUGGACCCUAAAAUGGAACAAAAUGAACAUUCGGAUAGAAAAACAAUAAACAAUUUCCCGGCAAAAUUAUUAACCGCAACUAAACGCAGUUCAAACUAGAUUAUUUUUUUUUUAAUUUCUUUUAUUGAUUGUUACACUCAGUUCUUACGGCAACAGUUUAAGUUCGAUUACCGUUUAGUUAUUUUAGUUUCCAAUGAAUCUGUAACUCGAAGAAACUGUAACGGACAGAAGGAUAGAGAAAAGAGAGAAAAAGAAGAUAAGAGAAAAUGGCGCUUGCUUCUUCCGUGAGCUUAUACUACUCGAUAGUACAACGAGCUGCGAGGCAUUACUUAGAAGAUUACUGUCAUACAGAUACGACAGCACCUUACGUACUCUACAAAGAUGGCGUCGAGCGAGCACCCCCCGGCACGCAGUGGGGCGGUGCCGUGCUCGAUGGAGGCUACCAAACCAUGCAGCACCAGAGCCCGGGCGGCCCUUCGCCCCAACCAGAGCCGCAGCUGGCCUCUCCAGCGCCGUCACCAUACCCGCCGGCACCACCGCCUCCAGACCCGUCAGCGGAUGAAGCCGCACAGCAACUAGCUCAGCAACAAGCGCAACAACAGGCUCAACAGCAAGCCCAACAACAAACUUCGCCAGAACACAUGCAAGUAGAACAGCAACUGCAGAGUCAGACUCAACAGCCGUCACAAGAUCAUCUAGACCGCACGCCUUGCUUCGUCCCUCAACCAGAUUUACAACAGCAGUACGCGACGCCGUAUUUCAAAGAAGCCAGACCCACUAGCCACAUGCUCGGAACUGGUGGCUUUCCAUUACACUAUCUGAAACAAAAUGGAGGCGUCCUAUCAUUAGAGGGACCUUUAGAUCAGUAUGCAACGCCAGACUUGCGGCAUCUACCCGACAUUGUGCAGCCUGAACCACCUAAGCCACGGAAACACAAUCCAAACUCUGAGUUGCGCUUGUUCAAAUGCCUCACAUGCGGCAAAGACUUCAAGCAGAAGUCGACGCUGUUACAGCACGAGAGAAUCCACACAGACUCGCGGCCGUACGGGUGCCCGGAGUGCGGCAAGCGGUUCCGCCAGCAGUCUCACCUCACGCAGCAUCUGCGCAUCCACGCGAACGAGAAACCAUACGCUUGCGUGUAUUGCCCGCGAUCGUUCCGGCAGCGCGCCAUCCUGAAUCAACACCUGCGCAUCCAUUCCGGUGAGAAGCCCUAUACGUGCGGCGAAUGCGGCAAACAUUUCCGCCAGAAGGCCAUCCUCAACCAGCACGUCCGAACACACCAAGACGUUUCGCCGCACCUGAUCUUCAAGAAUGGCACCACGCCGACGCUGUGGCCUCAAGAUGUGCCCUUCCCGCCCGAUGAGAACAAAGAGGAAAUACAAUCCACCUUUGGAGACGCAGAUGGACAAAACGGCGAGCAGCGUGGGUCCUGUUUCUCUCCUGGAGACACAGCGCAGUAUCCCGCCUACUUUAAAGAUACAAAGGGUCUUAAUCACACGGGUGGUAAGCUCCCAGACGUGCUUGGCGGACGCGCGAUGCCGCUAUACGUCCGCUGUCCCAUUUGCCAAAAAGAGUUCAAACAAAAGUCAACUUUGCUCCAACAUGGAUGCAUUCAUAUAGAAUCUCGACCAUAUCCGUGCCCGGAGUGCGGUAAGCGUUUCCGCCAACAAUCUCACUUAACUCAGCACUUGCGCAUCCACACCAACGAGAAGCCGUACGGUUGCGUCUACUGUCCCCGGUUUUUCCGGCAGCGGACUAUUCUGAACCAGCAUCUCCGCAUUCACACCGGAGAAAAACCCUACAAGUGCACACAGUGCGGUAAAGACUUCAGGCAAAAAGCUAUUCUCGACCAACACACAAGGACCCAUCAAGGCGACAGGCCAUUCUGCUGCCCCAUGCCGAACUGCCGUCGGCGGUUCGCCACCGAGCCUGAGGUCAAAAAGCAUAUAGAUAACCACAUGAACCCGCACGCGGCUAAAGCGCGACGCGCUGACGCCAAGACGCCGCGCCCGCUGCCGCCGGCAUCUGCGGUCGUGAAGCCGGAGCUGUACUUCCCGCAGUGCUACGCGCCGCCGUUCCAGCAGUUCUCGUCCGGCGCGGAGUUCAAGCCGGCCGUGGGGCCGGGCGCGACGGUGGCGUGCCUGCCGGCGCAGUGACCCACGCCCCCGCGGUGGCCGCCCGGGCCUCCCGCACCGCACCACGCGCCUCCGCACGCGCCCUCUCACCACGACCUCUACGUCGACCGCCU